Messenger RNA from Blastomyces dermatitidis ER-3, 4310 nucleotides. RefSeq names its product chromosome segregation protein Cse1. The transcript has 8 exons. Bases 208 to 3102 code for a protein of 964 amino acids. Gene Ontology annotation, biological process: protein import into nucleus; protein export from nucleus. Lineage: Eukaryota; Fungi; Ascomycota; Eurotiomycetes; Onygenales; Ajellomycetaceae. Gene Ontology annotation, cellular component: nuclear envelope; cytosol. The record is from RefSeq and is a predicted model, not a curated record. Gene Ontology annotation, molecular function: small GTPase binding; nuclear export signal receptor activity.
ACAUCCCGCAGUUGCUAGAGAACCUCCGCAGGAUACAAAAAGCUAGAAAGCCCUUCCAAGAUUUUCCCCCCCUUUAUUUAUAGUGGCAGAUCUAUUAUAAAGCUGUUUCUUGGAAGUCUUAUUGCUCUCCUUUUUUACCCAUCUAACAUCAAUUACCCGCCCCUUUCGUUCGGUUUCCUACCAGGAGCUCUGCUCAUCCCUGCAGCCAUGGCUGGUGAUAUAGGACCUCUCUCACAGCUUCUUGAAGCAAGUGUGGACCCAAGACAACACAAACAAGCGGAGGCAACACUUCGUCAGGAGGAGGCAAAACCUGGCUUUUCCAUUCUCCUACUACAGAUUACCGCUUCCGCUUCUACUCCCUAUAACACCCGUUUAGCAAGCGCAUUAUGCUUCAAAAACUUUAUCAAGCGCUAUUGGACCGAUGAGGAUGGCAACUAUAAGCUUCCGCUCGACGAAGUAACCACAAUCAAGCGAGAACUGAUCAGCUUAAUGAUUUCCGUACCUGCAGGCAUCCAGACUCAAUUGGGCGAGGCCGUGAGCGUAAUAGCUGAUAGUGACUUCUGGGAAAGAUGGGAUACCCUUGUGGAUGAUCUGGUUUCGAAAUUUUCACCCGACAAUCCCGUUGUGAAUAUUGGUGUUUUGCAGGUGGCACACUCGAUUUUCAAAAGAUGGCGACCCUUAUUUCGGUCGGACGACUUAUAUAUUGAGAUAAACCAUGUCUUAGGGAAAUUUGGGAAUCCAUAUCUGUCCCUGUUUGAGUCGCUUGAUACCUUCCUAGAACAGAACAAAUCCCAUAAGGAACAGCUUACUCAGGGUUUCACACAGCUCAAUUUGAUGAUAAAGCUGCUUUAUGACCUAUCUUCCCAUGAUUUGCCGCCAAUGUUCGAGGAUCACCUUUCAGCAAUAGCCACCCUCCUGCUAAAGUAUCUGGUAUACGAUAACACGCUACUCCAUACAAACGAUGAAUCGGAAGCAGGGCAACUGGAGUUUGUAAAAGCUGGAAUCUUCCAGGUUUUGACGCUCUAUGUACAAAAGUAUAGCGAUGUAUUUGGAAGCCAUGUUCAACAGUUUAUCGGGAGCUCCUGGAACCUUCUCACGACGAUCGGAGAAAAUACAAAAUAUGACAUAUUGGUUUCCCGAGCCCUCCAGUUUUUGACUUCUAUUGCGAGAAUUCCAGAGCACGCUGUCGCAUUCCAAGACGAGAGUACCUUGAGUCAAGUCACCGAAAAGGUCAUCCUUCCUAAUAUCAGCCUGCGUGAGUCUGAUAUUGAGAUGUUUGAAGAUGAGCCAAUUGAAUUCAUCCGCAGAGAUCUAGAGGGCUCAGAUAGUGAUACGAGGAGGCGGGCUGCUACGGAUUUCUUAAGGCAACUGCUGGAAAAAUUCGAACAAUCGGUCACAAAAGUUGUGACCCAGUAUGCGGAUCAUUACCUCGCGGAAUAUAACAAGAACCCAUCAGAACAGUGGAAAGCGAAAGAUACUGCAGUCUAUCUAUUUUCGGCUAUAGCGGCGAAAGGCGUUGCCACCGCCAGCCACGGAGUUACAAGCACUAACAGCUUGGUUAAUAUCACUGAUUUCUUCCAAAAACAUUUGGCAUCUGAUCUGGUUGCAGAAACUGGUAUACAGCCGAUUCUUAAAGUGGAUGCCAUCAAAUACCUCUAUGCAUUCCGGAGUCUGAUAACAAAGGAACAAUGGCAGGAAGUCCUGCCCCUUCUGGUGAAACAUCUUGGUGCGUCGGAAUACGUCGUGUACACAUAUGCCGCUGUGGCAGUGGAGCGGAUACUAUUCCUUACGGAUGGCAAGGGUCAACCCGUCAUCCCGCCUAGCUCGAUUACUCCCUUAGCUGGAGACCUUCUUGAACACAUCUUCCGAUUAAUAGAGAAAGACCCAGCUGCACCGAAAGUACAAGAGAAUGAGUUCUUGAUGAGGUGUGUCAUGAGGGUACUUAUCGUUAUCAAGGAAGCUGUCGUCCCGCUGACGGACAGCAUCUUACGGCACUUCAUCACUAUCACUCAAAUUAUCAGCACGAACCCGAGCAAUCCAAGGUUUUAUUACUACCAUUUCGAAGCUCUGGGUGCUUUGAUUAGAUUCGCUGCACCAGCACAGCCAACGAAACUCGAGGAGGCGUUGUAUCCUCCUUUUGUCGCAGUUUUACAGAACGACGUGCAAGAGUUCGCUCCCUAUGUAUUCCAGCUUCUGGCGGCAUUGCUCGAGACCAACCCAUCCGGGACACUCCCUGAGUACUAUCAGAACCUAAUCACUCCAAUAAUCAUGCCAAACAUGUGGGAGUCGAAAGGCAAUGUUCCAGCCCUUGUUCGCUUGCUAUCAUCGAUUAUCCCGCGUGGAGCAGACUCCAUUACGAAAAAUAAUCAAAUUGAGCCCAUUCUUGGUAUUUUCCAGAAGCUCGUCUCAUCAAAAGCGAAUGAGAGCUAUGGUUUUGAUCUUCUUGAGAGUGUCAUUGCUAACUUCCCUUCAACACUGCUGGAGAAAUACUUUGUUUCUAUUAUCCAAAUAAUCCUCACCCGCCUCCAAAACUCCAAGACGGAAAACUUCGCUCUCCGUUUUGUUCGAUUCUACCACUUCAUUUCUGCCAAUGAUGCCAAGGGCUACAGCGCCGAUUUCUUCAUCCAAGUGACAGAGAACAUACAAUCAGGCGUUUUCACACCGAUUUAUCUCAACAUAAUCCUCCCCGAAACUCAAAAACUCGCGCGCCCUCUCGACCGAAAAAGCGCCGUGAUCUCCUUUACAAAAACACUCGCAACCUCAGAAGCUUUUGCCUCCCGUUACAAGAAGGGGUGGGCAUUCACGUGUGAAGCACUACUAACGCUGCUCAGCCAACCUCCCCUCCCAGCCACAAAGGACGACAUCAUUGCCGAAAACGACGUAGAGGAUAUGGCGUUCGGCGUUGGCUUUACGCAGCUGAACACCAUCCGGCCGACAGCUAAGGAUCCGUGGCCGGAGGUUCCUGGGCCGCAGUAUGGUGUGUGGGCUGGGUCGUACUUGAAGGAGGCGGAUAAGAAGCAUGGAGGGAAGAUUUCGAACUUUGCGCAGGAGAGAUUGAGCCCGGAGGCGAAGGCGGGGUUGGCGGCGUAUAUUGGCGGGUGAUAUUUGGUAUCGCGGGGAUUGGAGGUGGAGGGGAAAAUUUCGGAGGGGCUAUUUUGAUUAGAUGAAUUGAUCCUGAGUUAAGGGGGCCGAUGGGUGGGACGACCUGAUGAACAUGAGGCUGGGUUAAACGUAAGAGGGAUAUAAUAUUUUCACAGCUUGCUCAUCAUACUCUGAGAGACGUAAGAGAGACGUAAGAGAGUUCUCCUUACACAUGUGCGGAAUAUAAGAAUAUAGCAUCACAUAUGCUUAACCGGUAAAUUUUGUUUUCUCGCCGUUUACGCAAAACACAGAAUCAGAUGAUAGUGUUCUGACGAGGUUGAUGAUGCCUUUCAAUCGGCUCCACGGUAACUCUGCAAUAAACUCUCCCGUUUCUCUUUUAUUUCAAAUACUUAGGCCUGACAGGUAUUGAAUGAAUGUAUGAUACGAUUCCAGUUUGGAGAAAGAGAGCCGGAAAGGAUAGAUAGGAUAGCAUAUCAUGAGAUAUAUCAACAGCGCAUAGACACAAAUAUCCCCCACGGUUUAGCCAUCCCAUUCUACAGCCCAUAAACCCCAUCCCACCAACCCACCCCACCCAACUGGCUAUAUCACAAUGCAUGGAAAAACAUCCACUCGUGAAUCAUGCUGGCCCUUCCCAUCCAUUCCUUGCUAAAAUCAGAUAAACCUCCCACCAAUCCCAUCAUCCCUCCACAUUUCCCAACAUCCAAGUCAUUCGUUACAUGGUAUAUCCGCAUCCGUUUAACGGGUCCAGGGAUAGGAUUAGGGGGCCCGCUGAGCCAUCGAUCAAGAAAAGGGCCAACGAAACAAAAAUGCAGAACCACCCCCCGUUGUAAAUCAGUUUAUACGGGGCAAGACUAGGCAAAGUAGCGAACAAGGUGGGGGGUAUUGUUAGUUCAUGUAUGUACUAUUCUUUGCAUGGAACAAAAACGAAAAACCAAGAGCGAGAACGAGAACGAGUGGUCUUGAGGUAGAAAAGAUGCGUAUACUCACGGCACCGCAAGAAGUGCACUUCUUGACUUCUCCGGCGGUGGUGGCUCCGCAUUUUGGGCAGUUGCCUUCGUGCAUGUUGAGGGUUUGGAGUUGGUGGUGGUUUUGGUGGGAGGUUUUCGUUUUCGUUUCUUUCUUGCUUUCUUGUAGAUGAAUGGAUGGGUGUGAUUUGUGUAGAAUGAGGUUUGUAUGGUCUGUUAUGGAGUGACGGGAGGAGGAGGAAG